Molecule: messenger RNA, 399 nt
Organism: Phytophthora infestans T30-4
Lineage: Eukaryota; Oomycota; Peronosporomycetes; Peronosporales; Peronosporaceae
Exons: 2
Coding region: 1-399 (132 amino acids)
Source: RefSeq, a predicted model, not a curated record
AUGAAGAAUGGAAGCAUUUGCUUGAAGAUGUUCUGUAUGACGACGCUACCGUUGCUGCUGAAGCUUCAGUCCCAGCAUCACCCGCUCGCCUGCCAGCUGUCCAAUCCGACACAUCGCCAGCCGAAUACAUCGCCAGCCGAAUGCUCAGCCAGCACUCCUGCUAAGGCUCCGGCCAAGUCACCCGCUCCGUCUCCCGGCCAGUCUCCCGCCAAGCAACCUACCAAGUCUCACACUAAACCGCCAGCAAAGGCGCCUCCCCCCCCAAACGGUGGUGAGAACACCCCCAAAGAAGCGCGCAAGGAAGGUGGUUGCAUCGAGAACAUCGUCACCACAGCGAUCGCCACGUGUACCAGCACCGACACGUGUACAACCACUUCGGAGCACGCACCUAGUGGCUGA